Messenger RNA from Penicilliopsis zonata CBS 506.65, 550 nucleotides. RefSeq lists its product as hypothetical. The record is from RefSeq and is a predicted model, not a curated record. Gene Ontology annotation, biological process: mitochondrial translation. Gene Ontology annotation, molecular function: structural constituent of ribosome; small ribosomal subunit rRNA binding. The transcript is spliced from 2 exons. NCBI's taxonomy places the organism in Eukaryota, Fungi, Ascomycota, Eurotiomycetes, Eurotiales, Aspergillaceae. Gene Ontology annotation, cellular component: mitochondrial small ribosomal subunit; ribosome. Bases 32 to 307 code for a protein of 91 amino acids.
CUACGCUCCUCAUGACUUGAGUCCGGCGGAGAUGAAGAAGUGGAGGAAGCGCCAGAGCCCGGGAUACGAUGCUUUUGAUUCCCUGAACAUUAACCCGUCGAGUCUGUAUAAGAACUUUUCCGUCAUGUCAGAAUAUAUCACAACGAUGGGACGUAUCAAGCACAGGAGCCAGACCGGCCUUCGGCCAGUUAACCAACGAAAGAUCGCCAAAGCAAUCCGCAGGGCCGUUGCUCUGGGACUCAUGCCGAGUGUCCACCGACACCCCGAGAUUUUAGCGGCAGAGGCUAGAAACAGAAUGGAAUUCUAGAGGGCUCGCGUUCUUCUACAUGCCAUAUGCUUCCCCAGUCACAUCGGAAGGGAGAUACAGAGGCAGCAUAUGGUCCGCAGAUCACGGCAGAUCCGCAAUAUGAAAACUGUAUAUUAUCAUUCUUCACCAUCGUAUCGGUGUUGCUUGCGAUUGGGUUUGGAGAUACAACUCAAGGGCAAUGGUAUUGCUGGGACUGGAGUACUUGUACUGAUGCUGUUUUAGUUACUCAAGUGUUCUACUAGC